CUUUUUCGAUAUAUUGUAACUAAUUUUCAUACUGGUUUUAUUGAUAAACUAUCCACCUACCUAGAAACGUUAAUCGCGUUUUAAUAUGCACGUGUUUAUUGAACAAGUAUUAAAAACUCCGAUACAAAUAGAGCGGGAGUCUUAUCUAUAUAAAAACGGACUGCCACUAGUUGAUGCUUCAGUAGACUGAACGUGCGGGCAUCAAUGAACACACUAACGUAGCACUUACCCAUUAAUAAUAAAAUGAAGUUUAAUUCUAUUAUAGUCCUGUUCAGUGCUCUCUUCAGUGAAGUGCUAAGUCUAAAUAUUUUAGGAGUGUUCCCGUACCAAGGCAAGAGCCACUUUUUCGUUUUCGCACCAUAUCUAAAGGAAAUAGCAAGAAGAGGCCACAACUUAACAGUGAUAUCAUAUUUCCCUUUAAAAGAACCAGUCGACAACUACCAUGACAUAAGUUUGGCUGGUAAAACGAAAAUAUUAGAAGAUGUUUUCCCUAUAUACCGAUCGUACUGGUCUAUAAUACAGAUAAGUUUUUUCUUGACAAAUUCUGGACAGGAAAACUGUAUCACGCUGCUAGAAGAUGAGAACGUACAGAAUCUGUGGAAGACGAAACAGAAGUUUGAUUUAGUGCUUGUGGAACUGUUUAAUAGUGACUGUGCUCUGGGAUUGGCUCACAAACUUGGUGCCCCAGUCGUUGGUCUCACAUCACAUGUAUUGAUGCCAUGGCACUAUGAAGACUACGGGAUACACUACAACCCCUCCUACGUACCGGUGCUAUUUUUAGAAGGCGGAACGAAGCCAACCUUAUACCAAAGAAUUGAAAGGAGUAUUUUCCACUUGUACUUUGUAUAUUUACACAAAUUGACGUGCCGGAGAAACAAUCAAAAAACUUUAGCGCAAUAUUUUGAUGAUGUACCGCCUCUUGACGACUUAGCAAAGAAUGUUAACAUGUUGCUUUUGUACACUAAUUACGUUUUAUCUGGACCUGGACUCUACCCGCCAAAUGUACGGGAAGUCGGAGGGUAUCACGUCACAAAACCCAAAGAAUUACCUCAGGAUCUAAAGAAAUUCAUUGAAGAAUCUGAGCAUGGCGUCAUUUAUAUAAGUUUUGGAUCAAUGUUACGAGCUACCUCGACUCCCAGAGAUAAAUUGGAAGCCAUCAUCGACGCAGUAUCAGAAAUACCUCAGAGAAUAAUUUGGAAGUGGGAGGAAAAGACUUUACCGGGAAACCCGAAGAAUAUUUUCAUAUCGAACUGGUUACCGCAGAACGAAAUUUUAGCACAUCCAAAAGUCCUGGCCUUUUACUCCCAUUGCGGCAUGUUAGGAACCACGGAAGCUAUUCACUAUGGAGUUCCUAUAAUCGCUAUGCCAGUUUUUGGAGAUCAACCAAGCAAUGCUGCUGCUGUUGAAGAAAGCGGUCUUGGAGUACAAAUCCAAAUAAAAGAAUUAACCAAAGAAACUUUACUGGAGAAACUUAGGAUUGUUUUAAAUCCUGAAUUCAGGAAGAGAGCGAAAGAACUGUCGAAAGUUUGGCAUGACCGGCCACAAUCCCCAAUGGACACCGCCAUUUAUUGGACGGAGUAUGCUGCGCGCACUGCCAACUACACCUUCAGAACUCCAGCUAACUCCGUUCCUUUAUAUCAAUAUAGAAUGUGGGAUAUUAUGGCAGUAAUACUCACUAUACUAUUUAUAAUCUUCUAUUCUAUAAAAACAGUAAUCUCUUUAGUUCAGAAAAGAAGAGAAGAGCGGUUUUAUGAGUUCAAGACUAAGUAAUUAUUCUUCAGAUCUUAAUUAUUUAUUCUUUGUUUAUUUGAAUGUAUGCUUGCCCACUAAGUACAGUCAAACAAGUGAGAGAUAUACAUUAAUUCAGUUCGGAGGCAGGAACUAAAAAUAAUACAAAGUACAAA
This is a messenger RNA of Spodoptera exigua (beet armyworm), 1904 nucleotides long. The record is from the annotation of a GenBank genome assembly. NCBI's taxonomy places the organism in Eukaryota, Metazoa, Arthropoda, Insecta, Lepidoptera, Noctuidae.